This is a messenger RNA of Encephalitozoon intestinalis ATCC 50506, 540 nucleotides long. Its product is annotated as putative membrane traffic regulatory protein. Bases 1 to 540 code for a protein of 179 amino acids. Lineage: Eukaryota; Fungi; Microsporidia; Unikaryonidae. The record is from RefSeq and is a predicted model, not a curated record. The transcript has a single exon.
AUGGAUUGUUUGCGAAAACAAGCUGAGAAGAUUCCUAUUCUGGAUGCCUUUGAGAAGCGUAUGAACAUCAGGAAGGAGUAUGCUCUGCUUGGAAUAAGCUUUCUCUGUUUGGUAAUUAUCAUGACAACAUCUCUUGGUCCAUUAGUAACAUCCACCAUCGGGAUAAUUGUUCCUCUUCAAGAAACCCUUGUUAUAUUGAGGCAGGUCAACCCAAAAAAGGAAGAGGGAAAGCAUAUGCUAGUGUUUUGGAUGGUCUUUGGAAUCCUAACAUCCUUAGAUGCUUACUCCACCACAGUUAUCAGUCUUAUUCCCUUAUGGUACACUAUAAAGUUCUUUUUCCUUCUAUGGGCAGGUCCUCUUAGAUUCCAUGGGGGAAUAAUCAUUUAUGAUAACAUACUAGCACGCAUUCCAGAGAGCUGGUACAGAGAAGAGUGUGGAAUUGAAAAUGCGGUGAGAAAAGCAACCGACGCCGUCAAAACUGUUGCCGAAAGUGAAUUGAGCAAAAAAGAUGUAAUUGAAAGCAAUAAGAAAACCGAUUAA